UCAAAGGUGGGUUUGGUGUGUGUGUGUGUCGUAUAUAUAAGACCGAGAGUCCACACAAUGAGCAGAACACUGAUGACCCUCCUCAUCCUCACUGACUGAUGAAGAGCUGCUCUAUCAACUCACUUCUACUACACUAAAGGCUCCCGUGUGGCCCCUGGACUCCUCUGUGUGUUUACCGCGGUAAAGGCUCUCUCAGCAUCAUGCCUCCUCAGCUGCAGUCAGGGAAGCAGCCCAGUGCUCGUGUGCUGCAGGGCGACCUGGCGUCUCUGAGCGCGCCCCUGCGAGAGUUCAUCGAGAGCAGUGUGAGUCUGUGUCAGCCGGACGCUCUGCACAUCUGUGACGGCUCCGAGGAGGAGAACCGCUCCGUCCUGCGUCUCCUGGAGGAGCAGGGAGUCAUCAAGAGACUCGGCAAAUACAGAGACUGCUGGCUAGCGCGCACAGACCCGCGAGACGUGGCUCGUGUGGAGAGUAAGACAGUGAUCGUGACGGCGCAGCGGCGAGACACGGUUCCCUCUCGGAGAGACGGCGGCGUCAGUCAGCUCGGACGCUGGAUGUCCCCGGAGGAAUGGGACAAAGCCAUGAACCUGCGCUUCCCGGGAUGCAUGAAAGGUCGUGUGAUGUAUGUGAUCCCGUUCAGCAUGGGCCCCGUGGGCUCUCCACUCUCUAAGAUUGGUGUGGAGCUGACCGACUCUCCGUAUGUGGUGGCCAGCAUGAGGAUCAUGAGCCGUGUGGGUAAAGCCGUGCUGACCGCGCUGGGGAACGGAGAGUUUGUGAGGUGUCUGCACUCGGUCGGCUGCCCGCUGCCACUCAAGAAGCCGCUGGUCAAUAACUGGCCGUGUAACCCUGACCUCACGCUCAUCGCUCACAUCCCUGACCAGAGGAGGAUCGUGUCGUUCGGCAGCGGAUACGGAGGAAACUCACUUCUGGGGAAGAAGUGCUUCGCUCUCCGUAUCGCGUCCCGCAUCGCUAAAGAGGAGGGCUGGCUGGCCGAACACAUGCUGAUUCUGGGCAUCACUAACCCGGCGGGACAGAAGAAGUACUUCGCCGCAGCGUUCCCGAGCGCCUGUGGAAAGACCAACCUGGCCAUGAUGAAGCCGUCGCUGCCGGGCUGGAAGGUGGAGUGUGUCGGGGACGACAUCGCCUGGAUGAAGUUUGACAAAGAAGGCAAUCUCAGAGCCAUCAACCCAGAGAACGGCUUCUUCGGUGUGGCUCCAGGAACCUCCACCAAGACCAACCCCAACGCCAUGGCCACCAUCCGCCAGAACACCAUCUUCACCAACGUGGCCGAGACCAGCGAGGGCGGCGUGUACUGGGAGGGCAUGGACGAGGAUCUGCCGGCCGGCGUGACGCUGACCUCCUGGAAGAACCAGCGCUGGACGGCGGAGGACGGAGAACCCUGCGCUCAUCCCAACUCACGCUUCUGCACGCCGGCCGCUCAGUGUCCCAUCAUCGACCCGCAGUGGGAGUCUCCCGAAGGCGUCCCCAUCGAGGCGGUGAUCUUCGGCGGCCGGCGUCCGCAGGGAGUCCCUCUGGUGUACGAGGCCUUCAGCUGGGCUCACGGGGUGUUUGUGGGAGCCGCGAUGAGAUCCGAAGCCACGGCGGCCGCUGAGCACAACGGGAAGGUGAUCAUGCACGACCCCUUCGCCAUGCGUCCGUUCUUCGGCUAUAACUUCGGUCAGUAUCUGUCUCACUGGCUGAGUAUGGAGCAGCGGCCCGACGCCAAGCUGCCCAAGAUCUUCCACGUCAACUGGUUCCGCAAGAGCUCUUCCGGACGCUUCCUGUGGCCCGGAUACGGAGAGAACAUCCGAGUGCUGGAGUGGAUGUUCGGCAGGAUCGACGGCGAGGCCGGAGCGGAGUCCACCGCGGUCGGGUUCGUUCCCUCGGCCGGCGCUCUGAACCUCCACGGCCUGCCGGAGGACCUGGACCUCAGAGAGCUCUUCAGCAUCCCAGCAGACUUCUGGACGCGGGAGGUGGAGGACAUCAGAGCGUACUUCCAGCGCGAGGUGAACGAAGACCUGCCCGAAGAGAUGCAGAGACAGCUGGAGCAGCUGGAGCAGAGAGUCAGACGCCUGGAAUCUGUUCAUCAGACAGAAGAACUCAUCUUUUAG
Molecule: messenger RNA, 2108 nt
Organism: Carassius carassius (crucian carp)
Lineage: Eukaryota; Metazoa; Chordata; Actinopteri; Cypriniformes; Cyprinidae
Gene: pck1
Product: phosphoenolpyruvate carboxykinase 1 (soluble)
Exons: 9
Coding region: 201-2108 (635 amino acids)
Biological process (GO): response to starvation; propionate catabolic process; cellular response to insulin stimulus
Cellular component (GO): cytosol; mitochondrion
Molecular function (GO): GTP binding; phosphoenolpyruvate carboxykinase (GTP) activity; manganese ion binding
Source: RefSeq, a predicted model, not a curated record